ACAUCACUGGACAUCAUGUAUGGAUUCAUCAACACCUGUCUGCAGUCUCUUGUGACAGAGAAGUUUGGUGAAGAGACGUGGGAAAAACUGAAGGCUUCUGCAGAAGUGCAAGACGCCUUCAUGACCUACACCGUGUACGACGACAGCAUCACCAUUAAGCUCAUCCAAGAAGCCUGCAAGGUCCUGGAUGUAUCCAUAGAAGCCAUUCUGAAACUCUUUGGAGAAUACUUCUUCAAGUUCUGUAAGGUGUCUGGCUAUGACAGGAUGCUGCGGACCCUGGGAGGAAAUCUCACCGAGUUUAUUGAAAACCUAGAUGCCCUUCACAGUUACCUGGCACUGUCUUAUCAGGAAAUGAAUGCUCCAUCCUUUCGCGUAGAGGGAGGAGUUGACGGGGCAAUGCUUCUCCAUUACUACUCGGACAGAAAUGGCCUGUGCCACAUUGUACCAGGCAUCAUUGAAGCUGUGGCCAAGGACUUUUUUGACACUGAUGUGGCCAUGAGUAUCCUUGACAUGAAUGAAGAGGUGGAGAGGACUGGGAAAAAGGAACAUGUUGUGUUUCUGGUUGUGCAAAAGGCUCACAGACAGACAAGAACCGCAAAAGCAAACAGGUCACAGGACGGUGAGGACAUCGACACAAAGCAAGAGGCUCUCAAGACAAGGCUCCUUAGGAAGAAGGAGAAAGUUUUGAACAGCGCUGUUUGCCCUGGGGAGAAACCUCACUGGGAUGUGAGGGCAUCAGUCAUGUCUGGAAAUGGGCCCCUCGGGAACACCUUCCAGCCUGUCUAUCCCGAGAGACUGUGGGUUGAAGAGGAGGUGUUCUGCAGUGUUUUUCCUUUCCACCUUGUUUUUGACGAAGCACUAAGGGUCAAGCAAGCCGGAGUGAAUAUUCAGAAGUAUGUCCCUGGACUCCUGACCCAGAAAUUUGGGAUAGAUGAGUAUUUCUCCAUCAUACACCCUCAAGUCACCUUCAGCAUCUCCAGCAUCUGCAAGUUCAUUAACAGCCAAUUUGUCUUGAAGACAAGAAGAGAAAUGAUGCCCAAAGCAUGGAAGAGCCAGCCGGCACUCAAACUCCGGGGUCAGAUGAUCUGGAUGGACUCUCUGCGCUGCAUGAUCUUCGUGUGUUCUCCAAAGCUCCGCAGUCUGCAAGAGCUGGAGGAGAGCAAGAUGCAUCUCUCUGACAUCGCUCCCCACGACACCACCAGGGAUCUCAUCCUCCUCAACCAGCAGAGGCUGGCAGAGAUGGAGUUGUCCCGCCAGCUGGAGAAGAAGAAGGAGGAGUUGCGAGUCCUCUCCAAGCACCUGGCCAUUGAAAAGAAGAAGACAGAGACCUUGCUGUAUGCCAUGCUGCCUGAACACGUGGCCAACCAGCUCAAGGAGGGCAAGAAGGUGGCUGCAGGAGAAUUUGAAACGUGCACAAUCCUUUUCAGUGAUGUGGUAACAUUUACCAACAUCUGUGCGGCCUGUGAACCUAUCCAAAUAGUGAACAUGCUGAACAUAAUGUACUCCAAGUUUGACAGGCUAACCAGUGUUCACGAGGUCUACAAAGUGGAAACAAUCGGUGAUGCUUACAUGGUGGUAGGCGGAGUACCAGUGCCUGUUGAGUGUCAUGCCCAGAGAGUCGCUAAUUUUGCUUUGGGGAUGAGAAUUUCUGCAGAAGAAGUGAUGAAUCCUGUCACUGGAGAGCCCAUCCAGAUCAGAGUGGGAAUCCACACGGGACCAGUCUUAGCAGGUGUUGUGGGAGACAAGAUGCCUCGGUACUGUUUGUUUGGUGACACUGUCAACACAGCCUCUAGGAUGGAAAGUCACGGGCUUCCCAACAAAGUGCAUCUGAGCCCCACGGCCUACAGAGCCCUGGAAAACAAAGGGUUUGAAAUUGUCAAGAGAGGAGAGAUUGAAGUGAAAGGGAAAGGCAAAAUGACCACGUACUUUCUGGUCCAGAAUCUGAAUGCCACCGAGGAUGAGAUCAUGGGGCGACCUACAGUUGUCACCAAUCAGAAAGUGUCUGACGAAGUCACACCUGCUGGGAGCCCUGUGGCAGGGCCAGACUCCACGGAUGCAGCCAAUGGCCAGCCACCGCCAGAUCAGACCAAGACAAGUUUCCCUGCUAGUGGUCCCGAGCCGUCUGUCUUCUGUGUUGUUUUGUGAUCAGG
Messenger RNA from Microtus oregoni (creeping vole), 2150 nucleotides. RefSeq names its product guanylate cyclase soluble subunit beta-2-like. The transcript has 15 exons. The coding region runs from base 16 to 2145 and encodes 709 amino acids. The record is from RefSeq and is a predicted model, not a curated record. Gene Ontology annotation, molecular function: heme binding; guanylate cyclase activity. Gene Ontology annotation, biological process: response to oxygen levels; cGMP biosynthetic process. Gene Ontology annotation, cellular component: guanylate cyclase complex, soluble. NCBI's taxonomy places the organism in Eukaryota, Metazoa, Chordata, Mammalia, Rodentia, Cricetidae.